Caenorhabditis elegans is the source of this 765-nucleotide messenger RNA. RefSeq names its product DUF7107 domain-containing protein (gene F10E9.12). The transcript has 2 exons. NCBI's taxonomy places the organism in Eukaryota, Metazoa, Nematoda, Chromadorea, Rhabditida, Rhabditidae. Bases 278 to 700 code for a protein of 140 amino acids. The record is from RefSeq and is marked reviewed.
CCGGUUAGAAGCAUCGAGAAUCUUUUAAACCAUUUUAUCACAUGUUUUCCCACAUUUUUUUGAAACUGACUCCUGAAAGAACAGCACGCUCUCUUAAAAAUAUUCUCCAAGCGAUAACAAAAUUUAUCGUUUUUUUCUCUCUUCAGUUGCCUGUCUAUUCAUUCCUGUUCUCCGCCCUCUGACACGCAUCAUUUCUUUUCUGUUUUUUCCCGGGUUUUCCAAUUUUCAACUUUUCUCGAAUCUACCAAAAAGACAAUACUUUGUUGGUCUAGAAGCCAUGAAUGCAUUAUGGUUACUUCUCGUAGUGUUCUUCACAUUUUCUCUUGCUGAAACUGAAGUCAACAUAACUUCCUCUGAAGAAUCACAUAAUGAAACUGAAUCGGAAAUUCACAUUCCAUCAUCCGAAGAGUCUCCAAAAGAAGAAAUUGAUGAUAAGCUACCACUAGAAGCAGUUCUACAAAAAUCCAAAGAAUUCGAUGAAAUCCCAACUACUCCGGAUAAUAUUCCAUAUCUUCCAUUAAUCCAAAGAUGCUCUAUUGACACGGACUGCUCAUCGGAAACCGCUUGUUACGAUGGAAAAUGUUUAAAUGCGAAACGUUUCCAGCUAUUCCCGUAUUUAUUCCGAAGGUGUGACAGUCAAUUGGAUUGUCCUUCUGGAAAUCAGUGUAUUAUCAAUAUGUGUAUCCCAUUUCGAUGGUGAAUUAUUUUCUUGUUUCUUCUUUUUUUUUCAUAAUUCUUGUGCAUAAUAAAUCUUUCAACAAUUAU